Pelodiscus sinensis (Chinese soft-shelled turtle) is the source of this 1757-nucleotide messenger RNA. Lineage: Eukaryota; Metazoa; Chordata; Testudines; Trionychidae. The record is from RefSeq and is a predicted model, not a curated record.
AUGGGCGACUGGACGGUAGAGCAGCCGCAGCGCUGGGGAAUUCAACACCCUUGGCCUCCAGGUCCAGAGAAGAGCAACAAGAAAGACGCAAGGCUGAGGGGUCCCGGCCCCGUGUGUCUCCCCGUCGGCCCAGGGACAGGGCCGGGCGAUGGCUGGGAUGGAGCCGGUUCAGGGUUCCCCGCCCCCAAACCCGAGCUGAUCAUCCAGCUGGAGCGAGGGGAGGAGCCGUGGGUGCCGGAUCUCCAGGCCGACGCGGGAAGGGAGGCCCUGAGAGACGCCUGCCCAGCAGGCAGUGGGGCAGGGAAUUGGAUCAAGGAGGAGAAUGAGCAGCCGGAAGGUCCUUGGAAAGUGGAACCGCAGGAGAUAUUUUUGGGAGGAGCCGGAGGGAGUUUUCCUCUGUCCUUGGAAGAGGGAAAUGCCUGGGGAGAGCGACACGGGGCAGAGAGGCAGGCGGGAAACUCUCCGGAGAAGAAACCGGAUGUAUCCACUCAACAAGGACGCCAGACGUCCCCCGUCCCACAGACGAGUCCCGGCGAAGAGAAAUAUCACCCAGGGGAGAGGCCGUAUCAAUGCCUGGAGUGCGGGAACCGUUUUCACGCGCGCUCAGCACUUCUUGCACACCAGGAAACGCACGGAGACGAGAGACCCUAUAAGUGCCCGGAGUGCGGGAAGGGUUUUGGGAAGAGCUCCACCCUUUUUACGCACCAGCUCAUUCACACCGGAGAGAGGCCGUACCAGUGCCAGGAGUGCGGGAAAGGUUUUAUCCAGAGAGCCAAGCUGAUCGUGCACCAGCGGACCCACACCGGGGAGAGGCCCUAUCAAUGCGAGCAGUGCGAGAAAAGAUUUAGCAAUAGUUCCGCCCUUUUCACGCACCAGCAAACCCACACGACCGAGGGGUGUUUUAAAUGCCUUGAGUGCGGGAAGAGCUUCACACACCGAGUCCGGCUGAUCGCCCACCAGCGAAGCCACACGGGGGAGGUACCCUACAAGUGCCAAGAGUGCGGGAAAAGUUUCAGCAAGAGCUCCGCCUUUUUUACGCACCAGCGAACCCACACGGGGGAGAGACCUUACGAAUGCCCGGAGUGCGGGAAAAGCUUUCGACAGACGGCGGCACUCAACGUACACCAGCGAACCCACACGGGAGAGAGGCCCUAUAAAUGCCAGGAGUGCGGGAAAGGUUUUAGUCAAAGGUCGGUGCUUUUUCAGCAUCAGCGCACCCACACGGGGGAGAGGCCGUAUCAAUGCCUGGAGUGUGGGAAGAGCUUCAUCGCGAGAUCAGUCCUGACCAACCACCAGAAAAUCCACACCGGGGAGAAACCACAUGAGUGCGUGGAUUGCGGGAAAGCGUUCCGGGUGAAGUCCAAACUCAGCGCGCACGAGAGGAUCCACACCGGGGAGAGGCCGUACGCAUGCACGGGCUGCGGGAAAGGUUUCCGGGUGAAAUCCAAACUUCGUGAGCACGAGAGAAUCCACACGGGGGAGAAGCCGCACGCAUGCGCGGGGUGCGGGAAAGCGUUCCGGGUGAAAUCCAAACUUCGCGCGCACGAGAAAACGCACGAGAGAAAACCCAUCAAUGUCUGGGCUGCGGAAAAGCUUUCCAUCCGCGCUCAGACCUUGUUAAACGUGGGGGAGCCCGCAAGCGAGCGAUCCUAUCAAUGCCGGGAGUGCGGGAAAAGCUUCAAGAAGAGCUCGUCCCUUGCCAAUCACGGGAGAAUCCACACGCGCGCGAGACCCUAGGAGCAGCCGGGCUGCAGGAG